Varanus komodoensis (Komodo dragon) is the source of this 1394-nucleotide messenger RNA. RefSeq names its product zona pellucida glycoprotein 3 (gene ZP3). NCBI's taxonomy places the organism in Eukaryota, Metazoa, Chordata, Lepidosauria, Squamata, Varanidae. Gene Ontology annotation, cellular component: extracellular matrix. The transcript has 9 exons. Gene Ontology annotation, molecular function: acrosin binding. Gene Ontology annotation, biological process: binding of sperm to zona pellucida; egg coat formation; positive regulation of acrosome reaction. The record is from RefSeq and is a predicted model, not a curated record. Bases 1 to 1359 code for a protein of 452 amino acids.
AUGGUCUCUUUGGACUCCUGGAACUUUGCUGCAAGGGGACCCAUUGUUUGGGGGCCUGCUGCCCAGACCCCAUCCCCUGAGGACCAGCUUUAUGACCCCAGCUGGUCCCAGUCCUACUCCUGGGCUUGGGUGGAUGCUUCUCAGACCAGGGGCUUGUCCGCCUUGACACCUGUGACCGCGAAGUGUGGGGAAGCCCAGGUUGUAGUGACUGUGAAAAGGGACUUUUUUGGGACUGGCAGGCUCAUCCAAGCCUCUGACCUUAUGCUGGGCUCCCCUGGCUGCCAACCCACGUCACUGGAUGCUGCAGAGGAGGUGGUGAUCUUUGAUGUUGGGCUCCAUGAAUGUGGCAGUGCCUUGCAGAUGAUGCCGGAUUCCCUGGUCUACAGCAUAACCCUUUACUACCGCCCCACUCCAGCCCCAAAUGCAAUCAUCUUAAGGACUAGUCCCGCAGAAGUCCCUAUUGAAUGUCAUUACCCAAGAAGGAACAAUGUGAGCAGCAAAGCCAUCAGGCCAACCUGGGUGCCCUUCAGCUCGACUCUCUCUGCAGAGGAGAAACUGAGCUUCUCCUUGCGUUUAAUGACAGAUGACUGGAGUGCUGAGAGAACGACCAACGGGUACCAGCUGGGGGAUGCGAUGUACAUCCAGGCAGCUGUGGACACCAACAACCACAUGCCCCUGAGGCUCUUUGUCGACCGAUGCGUGGCCACGCUGAGCCCAGGCAGGCAGUCCACACCGCUGUACCCAAUCAUCGACUACAAAGGCUGCCUUGUUGAUGGGAAAUCGGAUUCCAACUCCACCUUUGUAUCGCCGAGGCCCAAGGACGACGUGCUCCAGUUCACAGUAGACACCUUCAGGUUCGCGGAAGACCCCGGAGACCUGAUCUACAUCACCUGCCACUUGAAAGUUUCUGCAGCUGGCCAGACUCCCGAUCCAGAAAACAAGGCUUGUUCCUUCAGUAAAGCAACCAACAGGUGGACCCCGGUAGAAGGCACCCAGGACAUCUGCGCCUGCUGUGAAACUGGCAACUGCGACCUUCCCGACCAGUCAAGGAGUGUCAACACCUGGGACAGAUGGCUGACAGGAAGGAGGCUUGGCCGAGACGCUGCCGCUAAGCAAGAUAAAACGAAAGACGUGGAGACCGAUGUGAUGUUAGGUCCCAUAUUCAUCCUUGAUGCGUACCUGACCUCCAGAAGACUCGCAGGCCACCGAAGCGGAAUGAUGGAAUCCUCAACUAGUUACGGCUUCCUUCAAGCUCCUGGGACACUGGUGGGACUCAUCCUGAUAGCCAUCGCUGUGAUCCUGGCUCUCAUCACUCUAGGAAUUCUCUAUUAUAGGAAAAGACGUUCUGGCUCGUAUUAAGCUGUACCAUAUGUGUAUAAAAAAAGGAAAAAAUA